CGAGACAGGAGUAACAAAAGUGGCAGGAUAGCGGAAGGGCGGAAUAGCGGAGUAAACUGUGGAGCAAAGAGCAAAGAGCAAAGAGCAAUGACGUCUUUGGGAGCAGGAGCAGGAACAAGAGCAGGAUCAUUCAGAACAACAUAUCGCUGCGCAUACAGAUACUAUUGUCGUCCAAGCCGUCUUCUGUUUUCGACAUUUCCGUCUAGUUCUGCAGCAAGAUCUCACGGACAGGAUAACUCUCCUUUGACUUUUACAACUCCUUUUGUGUCUUUGUCUGCGUCCUCUUCAGCUUCUAUUUCAGCUUCAGCUUCAGCCUUUUCACUGUCCUCGCGGAAUCAUCCCUUUGGAGUCUCUGGAAGACACCGCCUUUUUAUGCAAAAGUUUUAUUCUACAACACCUGUCUCAUCUACAUCUACGUCAACGCCAACGCCAACGUCAACGUCUAAUAUGGCAGCUUCAACCGGAACUUCAGAGCCAGGGUCAGCGUCAGCGUCAAACGGCGCAACAGGAUCCGCAUUUGCAUUCCCUGUGAGACCCAUCUUCCCCGCAAACCUCAGCGCAGAAGAGACGCGUGCGCUGGAACGUGAGCUCGUGGGUUUGAUCUCCGGGGCUGUCGACACUGCCAGUGCCGGUGCAAGUGACGGUGCAAGUACAGAUGCAGCUGGUCAACGCGCUGGAAAGUGGCAUCUCACGGCCAAUGGCAAGGCGAUGGAGCGUGCAUUUAAAUUCAAGACGUUCAAAACUACUUGGGACUUUAUGAAUCUCGUAGCAGCGCAGUGCAAAAAAGCACGCCACCACCCAGAAUGGUCCAACGUGUACAACACCACGUAUAUUCGCUGGACGACCCAUUCGUCGGACAGUCUCAGCGGCGCGGAUCUCGCCAUGGCGCGCUUCUGCGACGAACGCGCCGCGGAGCUCGGUGAGAUUGAGAUUGAGAUUGCUUUGGGCCUGCCUGCCGCUGGAUCUGCGUCAACGUCAACAUCAGGGUCAGGGUCAACAGCAGCAGGGCCAAAUGCGCAAGCCCAGUCGACAGAACAGUCGCUGGUGGAUACGGUUGCGGCGGUAGGUGCGGGGUGCUGCGUGCCGGGCAAGGCGUGUGCUUCGACUACGACGGCAGCGGGAGAUGCGGAUGGGAGGAGCGGGAAGAUUGAGGGGUCGUCGUGAAUACGGCGAGCAAUGUAUAAUUUGAUGGUAGAGGUAAUGAGGGAAUAUGUGUCUAAUACACUGCUGUACAACUGUAUAUAUCUUAUAGUGAUAAUGUGAAUAGCAUAACAGGAG
Molecule: messenger RNA, 1278 nt
Organism: Xylona heveae TC161
Lineage: Eukaryota; Fungi; Ascomycota; Xylonomycetes; Xylonales; Xylonaceae
Product: transcriptional coactivator/pterin dehydratase
Exons: 2
Coding region: 448-1164 (238 amino acids)
Biological process (GO): tetrahydrobiopterin biosynthetic process
Molecular function (GO): 4-alpha-hydroxytetrahydrobiopterin dehydratase activity
Source: RefSeq, a predicted model, not a curated record